Melampsora larici-populina 98AG31 is the source of this 1641-nucleotide messenger RNA. RefSeq lists its product as uncharacterized. The annotation marks the transcript as partial. The transcript has 19 exons. Gene Ontology annotation, molecular function: primary methylamine oxidase activity; copper ion binding; quinone binding. Gene Ontology annotation, biological process: amine metabolic process. The record is from RefSeq and is a predicted model, not a curated record. NCBI's taxonomy places the organism in Eukaryota, Fungi, Basidiomycota, Pucciniomycetes, Pucciniales, Melampsoraceae.
UUGAUCUCACCAGAAGAAAUUGAUGAAGCAGAAGAUUUGAUUCGAUCCAAUAAACAUAUACAAAAACUAUGUCAAGAAGUGGGAGUUUCACCUGAUCAAAUCGCUUGUGAUGGUUGGGCCAUAGGUUUUGAUCCUGAACUUUCUUUCGCUUCUCCUGGUAGAUUUCAACAAUGUCUUAUGUAUGCAAGACCUGAACCUGAUGCAAACAUAUAUGCCCACCCAUUGGAUUUCGUACCAGUAAUCGAUACAUUAACGAAAAAACUACUUCAAAGUAUUGACAACUCUUUAAAGUUUUCGGGUAGAGAUAGGAUUAAACCUCCUUGGACUAGAUAUGAAUAUUUACCUGAGUUCAGUCGUCCUCCUCUACGUCCACUUCAUGUUAUUCAACCUGAAGGUCCAAGUUUUGAAUUAAAAGGUAACCAACUGUAUUGGCAAAAUUGGAAGAUUCAUGUUGGUUUUAAUCAUAGAGAAGGAUUAGUUCUCAACACAAUAAUUUUUGUGUAUUCUUCGCACUUUUUAGUAUACCGUCCCAUGUUUUAUCGAAUGUCAUUGGUUGAAAUGGUUGUACCUUAUGGUGCACCGGAAGCUCCUCAUCAUAGUAAAUUCGCUUUUGAUGUUGGAGAAUACGGUUUAGGAAACUUAACUAAUUCCUUAAGUCUAGGAUGUGAUUGUUUAGGAGAAAUUCGUUACCUAAACGCCACCAAUGUAUCUCAUUCAGGUAAAGCACUUGUAAUCAAAAAUGCAAUUUGUAUACACGAAGAAGAUGCAGGUUUGUUAUGGAAGCAUACUGAGGUUAGACCUGGUGGUAGAUCUCAUUCGGUUAGGUCUAGAAAAUUAGUGAUUUCUUUUAUUUGCACGAUUGCAAACUAUGAAUACAUGUUCUAUUGGAAUUUCUUCCAGGAUGGUUCGAUUAACUUAGAUACAAAACUUUCGGGUAUAUUGAACUUACAUCUUUUAGGGCCUGAUGAUCCUACUGGUCCUCAUGGAGUUAAAGUAGCUCCUCAAAUCAUUGCUCAAUAUCAUACUCAUACCUUUUCAUUAAGAAUUGAUCCAAUGAUUGAUGGUCAGAAGAACUCGAUUUUGAAAACAGAUAUAGUAGCUUUACCAAAUCCAACUGGAUCUAAUGAAAAUUAUUUAGGAAAUGGAUUUACAUCUGAGAAAACAGUUUUGAAAACGACAGAUGAAGGAGCACAAGAUUAUGAUCAUCAUCGUGAUCGGAAUUGGACAAUUAUCAAUCCAAAUAAAUUACAUUAUUCAACUAAGGAGCCAAUAGGUUAUAAAAUCGUUUGUAAAGAUCAACCAAAGAUGUUAGUGAAGAUGGAUUCAAUGGUAUCAAAAAGAGCUCCAUUUGCAAAACAUGAUUUAUUUGUGACUCCUUAUGUUGAGAACCAAUUUUAUCCUGCUGGGAAAUUGGUUACUGGUACUACCAGUACACCUGAGGAUAGUAUAGACGAUUGGUUAAAAGGUAGUAAGAAGAUCGAUAAUGAAGAUAUUGUCGUUUAUUUAACAUAUGGAGUAAACCAUUUACCUACACCUGAACAAUUUCCAAUUAUGCCAGUUGAAGUUUUAACCGUUUCUUUAAAACCAAGUGGUUUUUUUAAUUUCAAUCCAUCACUUGGUAAGUUUUUAUCUUCAACUUAG